UCGUAUAUCAAAUAUUGUAAUGUUAUUUUAGACUUGUUUUAAUCAUGAAGUUGUUGAAAAUUCAUAUGCGGUAUCAUCCGCCUGGUCUUAUUUUGGAGUACUCUCAAAAAGGCACUGUGAAGAGUAGAGAAAUCGACCUUCUGGACUUGAAUAGCAAAAGCGACAUCCCCACCCUAGCCAACGAACUGUACGCCCGAGAGGUUCUCCUCACAGAAGAUGUUAAGGACCAGUUGGAGCAAUGCCUGACCACGCUGAAGAAACGAGUGGAACAUGAAGGCCCGGCGGGGAAGAGGUUCUACAUAUACAAGACGUUGAUGACGCACGUUCUCCCGCUGACCAACGUGGCUUUUGACAAGACUGGAGAACGAUGUUUGUCUGGUAGCUACGAUCGCACAUGUAAGGUGUGGGACGUGGAGGCAGGCAGCGAGCUGGCAACAUUGACUGGCCAUCAGAACGUCGUUUAUUCUGUCGCGUUCAAUUUCCCGGCUUGUGACCGCGUCAUAACGGGGUCCUUCGACAAAUCGGCCAGAAUCUGGGACCCUGCCACAGGGGCGUGUCUGACCACGCUCUGGGGCCACAACGGGGAGGUGGUGGCCGCACAAUUUAACCCUAAAGGGGACCACGCGGCCACAGGGUCCAUGGACCAUACUGCCAAACUCUACGACGUUAGAACAGGGGAUGAGCUCCAGACUUAUACCGGACACACGGCAGAGGUCAUCGCGUUACAAUUUGACCCUAACGAGGGUCGGAGACUCAUCACAGGGUCUUUUGAUGGAACCAUUUCCAUGUGGGACACGAGGAUGAAGGACCGAGUAUCGGUCCUUUCCGGGCACGAAGGCGAAAUAUCCAACGUUCAGUUCAACUGGGACAGCUCCCUAGUGGGAUCUUCAUCCCUGGACGGCAGCGCAAGGCUUUGGGACGCUCGACAGAGUUCCUGUCUUGCUACUAUCUCCACACACAGUGACGAGGUCUUGGACAUCUGCUUCGACUGGGCUGGACAGCGAAUGGCUACAUCUUCCAGUGACUGCUCAGCGAGGAUUUACGACGUCAAGGGCGAUUUUAAGGAACUGGCCAUCAUGAAGGGUCAUCGUGAUGAGGUGUCAAAGGUAUGCUUCAGCCCCGCCGGAGGUUGCCUCCUGACCGCAUCAGCUGACCGCAGCGCUCGCAUCUGGAACUCUUCCACUGGCAACUGCACACAGGUGCUGUCCGGUCAUGAAGGCGAGAUUUUCUCCUGCGCCUAUUCAUACGCCGGUGACGCCAUCAUCACAGCGUCCAAAGACAACACAUGCCGUAUAUGGAGAUGAUUGGAUUGGUGGCUGUCCAACCAGUAACCAAUACUGGACAUGCCAGUACAUCGCCUAACUUGGACAAUUUUUACAAAAAUUAUGUACCUUCGCCGUUUACGUUGAGCGCUGCGUCAAGCGUAAAACUCAAUCAUUGAACAAUCAAGGGCUAGAUUUUAUCUUGUGCAUAUUAUAACGCCGAAGAUGCCAGCAUCAUAGCAUAAAAAAAGACAACACCUGCCGUAUAUGGAUAUGAUUGGAUUGGUGGCUGCCAGUAACCCAAACUGGACAUGCCAGCCCAUCGCCUAACUUGGACAAUUUUUACUAGAAUAAUACCUUCGCCAUUUACGCUGCGCGCUGCGUCAAGCGUAAAAUUAAAUAUUUGACCAGGCACGGUUCGUGCUUAUAAUUGGUAUCUGUGUAGUCAAUAUAGGCAGAUCAUGCAACAUCAGCAUCACUAAGUAACAUAAAACAACAUCGGACUUGACGUACGGCCGGUUUCCAGCCUCACUUGGUUUGGUGGAAAUUUCACCAAUACGCACGGAGUGAUUUCAUGAUUUGCUUCUCCUUUUCAUACACCUACCUAACCUACGCAUUUCCAAGGAGUUAAAUUCCUUACCAGCGACACCAGCGUCUAUAUUUUCCAAAAAAAAAACCGGCCAAGAGCGUGUCGGGCCCACGCUCAGUGUAGGGUUCCGUAGUUUUCCGUAUUUUUCUCAAAAACUACUGAACCUAUC
Leguminivora glycinivorella is the source of this 2020-nucleotide messenger RNA. Its product is annotated as dynein assembly factor with WDR repeat domains 1. Gene Ontology annotation, biological process: mRNA splicing, via spliceosome. The record is from RefSeq and is a predicted model, not a curated record. Lineage: Eukaryota; Metazoa; Arthropoda; Insecta; Lepidoptera; Tortricidae. Gene Ontology annotation, molecular function: U6 snRNA binding; U4 snRNA binding; protein binding. The transcript is spliced from 10 exons. Gene Ontology annotation, cellular component: U4/U6 x U5 tri-snRNP complex. The coding region runs from base 45 to 1304 and encodes 419 amino acids.